This is a messenger RNA of Cheilinus undulatus (humphead wrasse), 2633 nucleotides long. RefSeq names its product rabphilin 3A homolog (mouse), a (gene rph3aa). NCBI's taxonomy places the organism in Eukaryota, Metazoa, Chordata, Actinopteri, Labriformes, Labridae. The transcript has 16 exons. Gene Ontology annotation, cellular component: membrane. Bases 173 to 1981 code for a protein of 602 amino acids. Gene Ontology annotation, molecular function: small GTPase binding. The record is from RefSeq and is a predicted model, not a curated record. Gene Ontology annotation, biological process: intracellular protein transport.
UGAGAGGAUGCUGGAUGCUGAGACGGAGCUGCUGGUGGUUCACUUUCUGUCACGCUGAAGUCGAUGCAACACUGACGGAGGGGAAAGAGAGAGGAGAAGAAGAGAUACAACAUCAUCAUCAACAAAAACAACAACAACACAUCUGUCAGGAAGCCUCAGGAUUAGGUGGACGAUGAACAUGUCUGGCGGGCCCCCGGGGGACGAUCUCACGGAUGAGGAGAAGGAGAUCAUCAACAGUGUGCUGGCUCGGGCGGCCAUGAUGGAGAACAUGGAGCAGCAGAGGAUCGAACGUCUCUCCAGUCGCCUGGAUAACAUCAAGAAGACGGCGUGUGGAGAUGGACAGACACAGUGCCUGCUCUGUGGAGCCGCUUUUGGACCGCAGGGGGUCACAGCUGUUCUCUGUGUGCAGUGCAAAAAACACAUGUGCAGCAAAUGUGGGAUUUUCAGCAACAGCAGGUCGAGUCCCAUGUGGCUGUGCAGAAUCUGCAACGAGCACCUAGAGGUCCAGAAGCGUUCAGGAGCAUGGUUCUUCAAAGGAAGAGACCAGCAGAGUCUGCCUGCCCCCCUUCCUCUGUCCAGACCUCGACAGUCGAGCAUCGACAACAGUUCUGCUUCGAUGGGCCAGAACGGAGCUCAGGAACCAACGCAACAUCAGAGAUACGAGCCCGCUGCAGACCCUCCGCAGCAGUCCUCUGGGUCAGAACAAUGGGAGCAGACAGCAAGAACAACAGCUGACAGCUAUAAUGAGAGUCAGACUUGUCCACCGGCUGUAAUGAAGACUGAGAGACAAGUGUUAGCCUCCAAACCGCCGCGGGCAAACGCCCAGCCAGCUGCCCCCACCCCAGCUCCUCCUGCAGAUGUGGAGAACAAGCUCCCAGAGAAGACAGAGACUGUUCCUCCUCCGGUUGUGGAGGAGAGAAGACCUGUUGUCUCUAGCUCCAUUUCAUCAAAUAUUCCUACAGGCAGAAUAAUCCAACCUGUGAAUCCGCCUGUGAACAACCCCCCUCCCACAAAACCCCCACCAGAAAAAAAAGAGGAAGACAACGACGACUACGACUCAGACGACGCCACAACCCUGGGAUCUCUGGAGUUUAGCCUCCUCUAUGAACAGGAGAACCACACCCUGCACUGCUGUAUUAUUAAAGCCAAGGGUUUGAAGCCGAUGGACUCAAAUGGACUCGCUGACCCGUAUGUGAAGCUGCAUCUUCUACCUGGAGCCAGUAAGUCUAACAAGCUCCGUACCAAAACACUCAAAAACACUCUGAACCCAGUGUGGAAUGAGACCCUGGUGUACCACGGAAUUUCUGCUGAUGAAAUGUCACGCAAAACCCUCCGGCUUUCUGUGAGUGAUGAAGACAAGUUUGGACACAAUGAAUUCAUCGGAGAGACGCGAGUCGCCCUCAAGAAACUCAAGUUCGACCAGAAGAAGAACUUCAGUGUUUGCUUGGAGAGAGUGAUCCCGGUGAAGAAAGCAGUAGGAGGACCGGCUCGUGGCAUGGCUCUCUAUGAGGACGAUCUGAAUGAAGGAGAUGACUCAGAGGAGAGGGGCCGUAUCCUCGUAUCACUCACGUAUAACAGCCAGCAGGGUCGUCUCAUCGUGGGCGUGGUUCGCUGUGCUCACCUGGCUGCCAUGGACUCUAACGGAUACUCAGACCCGUUUGUAAAAGUAUGUCUGAAGCCGGAUAUGGGGAAGAAAGCCAAAAACAAGACACAGAUUAAAAAGAAGACUCUAAAUCCAGAGUAUAAUGAGGAAUUCAGUUAUGAAAUAAAGCACGGAGAGCUCGCCAAGAAAACCCUCGACAUCUCAGUCUGGGAUUAUGACAUGGGGAAAUCAAAUGAUUUCAUUGGUGGAUGUCAGCUGGGCAUCCAGGCUAAAGGAGAGUGUCUGAAGCACUGGUACGAAUGCCUCAAGAACAAGGACAAGAAGAUUGAACGCUGGCACGUUCUACUAAACGACAACACGGCCCAGUUUGAGGAUUAAUACCAUCUUCCUCUCCCCUGUGUAUUUUCUUUCUCUGCUGUUCUCCCUGUAGAUUAUUAUCUCCCAGUAAACACAGGUAGACGGGUAAUACCCCCUAGGUUUUAUUUCCCUUUAUAUCAAUGUACAAGCUCCAUUUUCCAACGCUUUUCAGGUGACCAACAUGGAUGUCGACCUUACAGCUCUUUGAGCGACCACCAAACAAAAACAGGAAGUAACAUUUUCACUGAUAUUGUAUCAUAAAUGUAUUAUAUUAAUGAAACCUUACCUAACAUGCUGUUAUGUUGAACAAAGUAACUGACCCUUUGUCAAGCCUCGCCUUUCUAGUUACUGUUGCUUUUUUAGACCAGUGGUUCUCAACUUGGACCCCAAUGGAUGCCACGAGACACUUUGAGGGGGUGGCCAGAUGCCUUAAAACACACAAUUAUUUGCCACUUUUCAUCAAUUUCUUCACAAUUUGGAUGCAUUUUUGCCUCUUUUUUUACCUAAUUUUGCCAAAUUCGAACCCAUUAUCAUCACUUUUUCCCACUGUACCUGAAGGUGGUUGAACACAGCCAUAGUCACUUAAAAAAGUGACCAAAUUUUGUUUAAAGUGGUGAAAAUUGGCAUAAAAAGUAUUAAAAGGGGACUAAAAAGUGGCCUAAAUGGGUUUAAA